Salvia splendens (bonfire salvia) is the source of this 2100-nucleotide messenger RNA. Its product is annotated as transcription factor TCP17. The record is from RefSeq and is a predicted model, not a curated record. The transcript is spliced from 2 exons. Gene Ontology annotation, molecular function: DNA-binding transcription factor activity; sequence-specific DNA binding. NCBI's taxonomy places the organism in Eukaryota, Viridiplantae, Streptophyta, Magnoliopsida, Lamiales, Lamiaceae. Gene Ontology annotation, cellular component: nucleus. Bases 990 to 1862 code for a protein of 290 amino acids.
UUAGUGAUCACUACUCACGAGCUCUCUCUUAUGUUCUACCACUUUCCAUUCGAAAUAAUUGAGGUUUCUGGCAUCAAAUUGACAGUACAGUCAAUUAUUUUUUGGUGAGUACAAUUAAUUUUAGCUAGGAAAGUAGAUGCUAGUUUUAUGCACACACAUUUAGUCCUCCAACAACAGAGUAAAUAGCCUUAAUGAAAGUGUGUGUGCAGAUGCACAGCAGCAAAUAAUAUUGUAUUCAGUUAUCUAUAAAUGCAGUUUUCCACUAAAAUCCAAAAAACCUAUUCAUAUCCCUUGUCACACAUUGCUCAUAUUUACUCCUUUGAGAUGGAUAGUAGUAAUAAAUUAAUAAAUACUAUAAAGAUAGAAAAUAUACCAUGAUCAAUCUCAACCCUAAUUUCUUGCAGCCACCAUUUCUCAGCUCAUGAUCAUCCUUUGAUGUUCUCUUUUUAAUAUUUCAUAUACUACAUAAUUUCUUCUUCCGAACACACGCAAUUUGUCGAUAAGCGAUGAGUACGAAUCACAGUGUGAAACCUCUAUGUAUGCCUUAGAUUCUUGGUAGGGCAGCCUACAAUUUUUUUAGAACCAAAAAGAUAAGCAUUUAAUGACUGAAGAAAAGAAUCACAUUUUAAAUGCCAGUCCCUUCAGAGAAAGAAAAGUUCAACUUCAACUCUUGUAUUCUGUUAUAUUCCUACAUUUUAAUGAUCUGUUAUGCUCUGAGAGCCUCCAUUAAAAUCAUGCAAUUCAAUAAAAUUCAUCUCUCUCUCUAUAUAUACAGCCUACAAUUCUUUGAAGUUAUACAUCAAGAAAAUAUAUAUAGAACUGUUCAUCUUCUUUAUAAAUCUUGAAGAAAAAAUCAAUUGGAAAUCAGCUGGUCCCUCACACCCAAGCCAACAUCAGAGUGACGUUACUCUCAUUCUAAAAAUUCCAAAAAUCCAAUUUGAGGUAGAUUAUCAAGAUUCAUUCUUACCUUAAAAUAAAUAUACACAUACAUGAAUGAUGAGAUGACUUCAAGAGAUACAGCUAAGCAAGAGAGCAGCGAGGGUUUGAAGGCCGGGGCCAGGCCGGUGCCGGGGGCGUCAUGGAGGAUGAAGGAUCCCCGGAUAGUCCGCGUGUCGCGAGCCUUGGGAGGCAAGGACAGGCACAGCAAGGUGUGCACUGUCCGUGGGCUGAGGGACAGACGCGUGCGUCUGUCUGUCCCCACCGCCAUCCAGCUCUACGACCUCCAAGACCGCCUCGGCCUCAACCAGCCGAGCAAGGUCGUAGACUGGCUGCUCAAUGUGGCCAAGGCCGAGAUCGACCAGCUCCCGCCCCUCCAAUUCCCCCCUCCCGCCACAUUCCUCCACAACUUCGAUCAACAACAACAACAACACAAAUCAAAAAAUAUCUCAUCACAAACACAAGAGAGAGAUGAUCAUCAUUGGCCAACAUCACCACUCACUCAUCAUCAUUCAUACCCUAACCCGAAUCCGAACCCAAACCCAAACCCGGCCUCGUUACUCAUCAAUACUACUACCACUUCUUCUACAUCUUCAAUUCCGUUCAAUUCGUUUGUGAGAUGGGAUUCAUCAACCCUAACCCUCUCCCACCCUCCACGAAGCCCUAAUUCGUCGUCGCCGCCGCAUCAGCAAUCCGAUGACUGGCACAAUUUCAACCCGGUGGCGCCGCUCCACCACCACCACCAUCAGGUGCUCGUGUAUCAUCAGCCUUAUUUCCAGUCUCAAAUCUCCAACGCCGAAUUCGACAUGAAGCAACUCAACAACUACCAAGCCUCAUCCACACCAAAUGUGGAUGAGCCAUCCACACAUUUCAACAUGACUACUGCCAAUCUCCUCCCUUCACAAAGCAACGACGGAGGCAGAUGAUCGAUGAUCGAGAUUGUGAUUUCAUGUUGAUGAGAAGAACGUGACACAAGGUAAUUAAUUAAGGUGCUUAUGUAUUGAAUUUAUAUAUAUGUUGUGUCAUUAAUUUUUCAUUUUAUUACAGUAGAUGAAUUCAAGGGCUUGUGUUAUUACAUGUAGCAAAUCAAAUUAUAAGUAUAUAGGAUUGUACUAAGUAGUAAGUUUAUUGUCAUAGUGACAUUAUUUUCUCUUCUUUCAUUAA